GAUAAGCCAAAAUCUCAACAGAGAUAAAACAGUAACAUAUUACUGAAGCAUCGUUGAGAGGAAAGUCCACUUUUAUGAAGCGGACUGAAAAACAUGCCCGCUCACUUGCAGGAAGGCAAGUGGCCGCUGGGGGCGGAGCUCAUUGUUCCCACCUCUAGCUGGAGAGAGGAGGGAGAAGCGCCAUCAGCCUUCGGUUUCGGUUCUGCUUCGUGUCGGCCCCCCGGCGGGAUGACAAAUGAACUCUGAAAUUGCCUGCCUGGCCGUUGUGGAUCUUCAAAAAGGAUCCCUCUCUCAUGCCACACCCAACGCCCCUCCCCAUCGUUCUGGGGCAACUGGGGUGAUAAUAUUCAACACAGUGAGACAGCAUCUGUGAGCAAUGGAAAAAGUCCUCAAAUGGUUGAGAAACCUUUGCUCCAAGAAAGAGAGAGAAGGCCAAUCAGUGUUGCAGAAAAGUUCAAGUGGUGAGGAUGAAGCAUCCUACUAUGGCAGUAUCAAUGGAGGAGAUGCUGCGGAGGUGUCCUGUGCUCCUUGUGCUGGUGUUGCCAACCGGGGCUCUGUCACUUGUCCGACUUGCCAGGGUACUGGGAGGAUCCCCCGAGAGCAAGAACAGCAGCUAGUGGCCCUCAUUCCAUAUGGAGACCAGCGGCUGAAGCCCAGGCGAACGAAGCUGUAUGUAUCUCUCACAGUGGCCAUUUGCCUGCUGAUGACAAGCCUCAUGAUGUAUUUCCUGUUUCCACGCUCCAUUGCGGUACUCCCCUCUGGACUCAAUGCCUCCUCCAUCUCCUUUAACAAUUCUACUUACAGCAUCACUCUUAAUAUGACUAAUACACUGAAUGUGACAAACAACAACUUUUACACUGUGCAUGUGGCUCAACUUGCUAUUGAAGUCUUGCACAAGGCACUGGUAAUUGGGAAAAACACUGUGAUGACACAGCUGGACAUCAGACCCUUGAAUGGUGCUCAGAUAUUUUACAGCGUCUCCAGCACAAUCUUGGAUAAUAACACUUACAACAUUUGCACAUGGUCCAGAAUCAAAGUUCACAAUGUUCUCCUGCACAUACAGGGUACCCUGACUUGCUCUUAUCUGGCUCACACAGAGCAGUUGUCCUUUGAAAACUACCAAUAUGUGGACUGCAGAGAUAAUGUCAUGCUCCCUGGGAUGUCAUGAUUCCACUUUUCCCCAUAGCUGCCAUGAACUGCUGGAGGAGGUCCUGUUUGCUUCAUCUUCUGCUCUCUUCAAUGGAAUCGCAGCAGCAGCAUUUUCAUCCCGCCUGUGGACUGUAGGGUCAGCAAGGGAGGGGCAUUUUCAGCUUUGAUUUAGUAUUACCAGUUGUGCACAAAAACAAGAAAGGCAGCUGUGGCAGAACAUUCCUCUCAUUAAGGAAAAGAUCUGGAGAUGUUUGACAACUUGUGUCUUGAGAGACCAGUAGACAACUAUGGAAGAGAGACUACCAUGUUGAAGCUUUGGGAUUCUGUAAUGGAAUUUGCAUAAUCUUGGGCUGUGUGGAUCCAACUCUGUCUGCUCAGAUUGCAUUUAUCUUCUAUAAAUAUUUUCUGGAAGUCGCUGGCCUAGAAGAAUGAACCUUGUCAAGUGUGGGUUUUAUUGGAGGACUGGAGUUGUCCUUUGAGAUCUCCUUACUUGUUCAAAAUGAUCCUCCCCUGCUUGAGCAGCAGGGAAGAACUUUGGACUUUGCACUCUUUACUUGCACAGGCAAACACUGUUUCUAAAUGAGGUUGUGUAUUUACUCCUCUCUUUGCACUAGUCUCCUCUCCGACCAUGAGAUCAGCCCUUUGCAAUUGAGGCAACAGGGAGGAAGGAGAAGAAUGCACAGUACUGAAGAGGUUUUCGAAGUCACAAAUCUCCACGUUUAAAUGCCGUCUUUCCAAAUGUACUCCUUUCUUUUGGGGCGGAAUUGGAAAAAGAAUAAAGUCAUGUUUCUCUUUCUUCAUCAGUCUAGGCAAUUCUCAAAAACUGUUCUCCAAAAUAAAUAGUUUCAUAAAGAAAGAAAUAA
This is a messenger RNA of Rhineura floridana, 2012 nucleotides long. It is a transcript of the gene TMEM106A, whose product is annotated as transmembrane protein 106A. The record is from RefSeq and is a predicted model, not a curated record. Lineage: Eukaryota; Metazoa; Chordata; Lepidosauria; Squamata; Rhineuridae. The coding region runs from base 377 to 1168 and encodes 263 amino acids. The transcript is spliced from 9 exons.